Schistosoma curassoni is the source of this 3195-nucleotide messenger RNA. Lineage: Eukaryota; Metazoa; Platyhelminthes; Trematoda; Strigeidida; Schistosomatidae. The record is from the annotation of a GenBank genome assembly.
CAAAAUUAUGGUAAACUAAACCGUUGUUAUUAGUUAGGUUUCAUUAUGUUUCCUUUUAAAAGUUAUCCAUCUUCACAUAUUAUUUUGAAUGUAUGUACCACUAUUUUAUAUAUGCAUGUGAAAUAAAAUCAAAUACAUGGUGACCAAUACCAUUCUCACUGUACUAUUAAUCACAUUAAUAAAAUAAAUGAGGUGAAAAAGAUUAUAAAUCAGUUUCAAGUGAAUAGAAACAAUAAAAAAAUUUUGUCUAAAAACACACGGUAGUAACUACUCAAAUAUAUUGGAAUGUGAAUAUACUAACUGAAAUUAUGGUAUAUUAGAAAGUAUUUAUUGAGUUCAAUACAAUAUUCAUUACAUAUGAUUAUUAGAAUAUACAAGAAACAUAAAUAAAUUGCAAUUGGAUUUUAUUAAAAAUUUCUUAAGUGGAUCUUGUUUUAAUGAAGUCAUUACCAUAUGAAUAUUAUAUAUUAUUAAAUAUGAUUUUGUUAUUAAUUUUGAAUGAAUUAUCAUUCAUUAUUGGUUUAAAUGAACAUGUUCAAUUGUCAAAUACAAUUUUAAACAAAGAAUGUGAAAAUGAUGAUCCACUAGGUAUGAUAUCAGGUACAAUUGCCGAUUGGCAGAUUACUUCAUCUUCAACUUAUCCAUCCAGUUUGGUGAAAGGAUGUGAAGAAAAAAAUGCACGCUUAUUUCGAACAAAUGGUUUAGCUUGGUGUGCAAAAUUUAAAUCCUCUUCAGAAUGGCUUCAAAUUGAUUUAGGUGUACAAGCAUUAGUAACAGGCAUCAUGACUCAGGGUCGGGGUGAUGGUUCAGAAUGGGUAACUUCAUUUAUGAUAUCCUACAGUGAUGAUGCUAUGCACUGGAAGUUUGUCACUGACCAAUAUGCCAAUCAAAAAAUUUUCGAAGGAAAUUCAGACUCCUACUCAGUAAAACAUAAUUAUUUUGAUGAACCAAUUCGAGCGAGAUAUGUUAAAAUUCAUACAUACACAUGGCAUAAUCAUCCUAGUCUUCGAGUUGAAUUAGUUGGCUGUCAGUCAUGUAAACAACUUAUUGGUAUACCUCCUUAUGCAAGAUUCGCUGCUUCAAGUUCUCGUGGCAAACGCUCACAACGUUCUUGUACUCCAGAAUAUGGUCAUUAUCUAAGUAAUAAAGCAUGGUGUGCUCAGCGUCAGGAUGCCUUGCAAUGGCUUCAAAUAGACGUUGGCCCACCAACAUUAAUAACUGGAGUUAUUCUGAAAUCACGAGGAGAUGUGAAAAAUUCGCAAUAUGUAACACGUUUCAAGCUCUCUUACAGUAAUGAUACACGCCUGUGGUACUUUUACAAGGAUGCAGCCCCUCUAGAUCCUAGGUCUACUGUGUGGUCAUUUGAAUGGAGUCAAAAAAUGAAAGAAUCAGAUGAUAAGAUAAAAUCUGAUAAAAUAUUUGAUGGAAAUAAUGAGCAAAUCACUGAACGUAUUCAUUAUUUGGCUACUCCAUUUAUUGCACGUUAUGUACGUAUACAUCCAGUAAUAUGGAGAAGCCGUAUUGCAAUGCGUGUUGGUCUAUUAGGAUGUAAACAGAAAGGUUCGUGUACUGCUGGUUUCUUUAGAAUUAACAAUGAAAGUUCUUGUGUUCCUAAUCUUGCUUACAAGAAAAAUGCUUGGUUAACACCAGAAUCUUCAAAUCAUCGUAAAAGAAAUCUUCUAGAUUCUGAUAAGGUAUCACGAUCAUAUGGUUUCACCAGUGAAGCAAGAAACUUAAUUGAUCCUGAAAAUCCUUCACAUUUUCAGUAUACUGAAAAUCAACGUCCACCAAUGUUGGCUCAUCAUAGGAUAAGAGAUAACACCGCUAACUCAAAUGCAUUCAAAUUUAGUAACAUACCUCUAUGGUCAUCAGUUAAUGGUAUGACCAAUGAACAAUUCAUGGGUGACAGCAGUGAUAGAAUGGCAUUGUUAGCUGUUGAUGGUUGGACAGGUGAAGAAAUACUUUUAAAAAAUUCAACCUUAUCAACGAGGUCAUCAGAACGUUUAAUGAAUGAUGCUCCAGAUAAUAAACAACUUACGAAUGAUAGUUUGAAUAAAAGAAGUAUACAGAAUGUUCUACACACAACCUCAAUGACACAAAAGUCCGCCCAUCCAUGCACUAUACUUGAAUAUCGUUGGCCCUUUGUUGAAUUACCUUCAUGGUACGUAGACCUUAGGGAGCAUAUUGAAGUAAAAGGAGUUGUUAUUUAUACAGCAGGUCAUGGUAGAGAUGGAAGAUAUCUUCUGUCUUCUUUAUUUGGCAGUGAUGACAAAACAAAAUUCAAUUCAGAAAAUUUAGAAAGAUUAUCUAUCUAUGUCGAGUCAGAGCCACGUCACCAUGAUACUAAAGCAUUAUCUAGAUCAAGUUCUAGUCUAUGUGGUUUUGUUACUAGAAUUAAUGAUGCUAUAUUCAGUCCACGUUUACACAUACCUUGCAGACAACCGUUAAUCGGUCGUUAUGUUUAUGUUGAAGCUCGUGGAGUUCGUGGAAGGUGGUCACAAGAGUUUGCAGCUUUGUUAUGUGAAGUUAUGGUGUAUUAAAACAAAGCUGUUUUUGUUAAAGUGUUAUGAAAGUACAAAUAAUGCAUUUAUAAUUAUCAUAAUAAUUAUCAUUCAUACCUCGUUAUAAUCAUUAGCGAAUAGAAUCAAUCAUUCUUUUAACAGUGUAAAGGUGAAAGAAAUUAUCACAGUUAAAAUGAAUCUUACAUGAAGUUUUUCUGUCCAUUAAACGUUAUUUACUAUUAUUUUUGUCUCAUGACACUGUUUCUUUAUAUCAAUUUUUACGUAGGAAAUACUUGUUCAUCAUCAAAAUAUAUAUUCACUAAAUAUAUUUACACAUAUAACAAUGAAAUCAUUGCAUAUUGCUUAAUUAUACAUAAUAUGGUUAAAAUGUUUCUCUAGACGAACACCUUAUUUAUAUAGAAAAUUGUUUAAUCUAAAAUAGCUUUAUUUGUCUAACGCACAUUAACUUCAUUCUUUUCAAACUAUGUAAUCAUCCUACGAACUGGAAAACAGAUCAUUUUAACAAGUAUACCUUAAUGAAUUCAUUUUGUUGCUUAUACUCCAAUAUACAUAUAUAUUAAUAAACUUUACAUUUAAUAAUGAAAAUUGUUUCACAAAUAAAUCCUUUUAAAAUAAAACUCUGAUAACAAAAUUGUUUAGAAUAGGGUUUCGGUGUUGUAUUGUUUUAUUAUCU